AUGGGCAACGUCAGCAGCUCUCCCGAAGAGGGCGCAUCGCUCUAUCUUAGAGACCAGAACAGAUGUAGGUUCCUCUUGUCUUGCUUGACCAACAGCAGCCACGUUCGCCCCUGUCUUGCGCCAAACACCUUCGUAAUAACUAGCCCCAGGAAACGCACUUCAAUAAACAUAGUCCCGAAUGCAUAUCCUGCGACCAGAAUAUCCGCAAUGCGGCCGUCUGGCGACAAUGGUCCUGUCGAUUUUGUCCUGGACCCAGAAUCGAUCAGCUCUGCAGCCGGUCCGGCCUUCUUGUUGAAGCUCAACAACGAAGACGACCUCGUCUUCACCUUCACCUUCGUCCUCCGCAGAUCGCAGCAGCUCGUUCGAAGUCCCUCAGGAAGUGCUGAUACCGUAGCUCCUGUCGAUACAAACAUCCAAGGGCUUACCUUUGUGUAUGCUCCAACGGCCCGCGAAGUUGAGAACUUGGUUACUCGAGAAUUCCACGCCGAUCCAAACCUGCACAAGAACCCCAAUGUCGAGCUUGUUGGAACAUAUUCAACAGAGGGAAGUCCCUCGGUAACAUUUGACUGGACUUGGAAAUGGAAACCACCAAAGCACAACGAGGAUAAAGGAGGCGGUUGGCGAAACUCAUGCACUGUUCGUGCUCUCACAACGCUUUGCCAUAUUGGAGGCCAACCAAGCUCCCCAAUACCACCCAUUCUGCUGAGCGCUCCACCAAAGGUCCGCGUAGUGUCUUCACAAUCGGUCGAAGCUCGAAUCAGUCCAGUGCCGGAGCUCGAAGAGCUAGUCUCUCCACUCACCAUAUCUCAUGAACCGUUGCCUGCGCCUUCUCCGGCACCAACCCAACAAAAGGAGCAAAUCAAGGUCGACUGCCCACGCCCCGGUGAGGAUAUGUCAGUUUCCGAUGAUGGUCCCGUUUUCCGAGCAACCAUGAAGGCUCUCGAGCAAAAGACAGGCAAUAUGCGAUCACAGAUGAAGCGUUUGAUCAAGAAGGCCGAAAAUGUCCAUGCUGCGCAACUGGAGGCCAACGAUGCAUUUGCGGCUUUCAUGGAAGCCUUGAAAGACGUGUCCUCAACCAACGCAAACGCCGUCAAGCCAGCCAUUGAGCACUACUUUGACAAGAUCGCCCGCGAGAUUCUAUCAUAUGAGCGGCAGAACACGGCGAAUAUACAAAGGAUUGUGAUUGAACCGAUGAGCAAGUUAUACCAGAUCGACAUCAAACAGGCCGAAUCCAAGAAGCGGGAUUUCGAAGAGGAAAGUAAAGACUUUUACGCCUAUGUUAGCCGCUACCUCGGCCAGAGACACGAUUCCGUCAAGGCGAAACAGAGCGACACCAAGUACCAGACCAAACGGAAGAAUUUCGAACUAAAACGUUUUGAUUAUUCCUCGUUUAUGCAGGAUCUAUCUGGCGGGCGCAAGGAACAGGAAAUUCUUUCGCAUCUUACCAAAUAUGCCGAUGCCCAGGCCAGGUGCUUUCUCAACACUUCAAAGAAGAUUGAAGACUUACUGCCACAGCUCGAAGCACUAUCCACCGAAGUUUUGGAGGCGGAUAAGGAGUAUCAGUAUCAGCGCCGGGAACGCGAGGAGAAGAGAAGACUGCUCGAGAAGAGCAAUCUCAACUACAAUGAACCAGACAUUCAACCUCCGCUCACCUCGGCCGGACCGCGAGAGGGGGGUGCUCCCAAUGGAAACCCAGCCAAUUCUGACUCUGAGCUCGGUCGUGCGAAUAGUACCGGCUCCCAGCUCAAACCAACCCCGUCAGGAAACAUGGGUGCCUCUCCUGCGGACCUGACGAGGUCUCCUGGGAGCCUGACGCAACAUGUCGUGGGUAGCCCCCAACAAAAUGCUAAAUUCAAGGGAAUCCGCGACCUUGAGGAACGCGACCCUGGGCACAUAGCGCAGCUUGAAAAGGAGACCUCCAACCGCAAGGAAGGCCUCCUGUGGGCCUUGAACAGGCCAGGUGGACAUGUAGAUCCACGAAAUCUCAACAAGCAGGGCUGGCACAAAUUCUGGAUUGUCCUGGACCAAGGCAAGUUGUCCGAGUAUAGCAACUGGAAACAGAGGCUUGACCUCCACAUGGAUCCGAUCGAUUUGCGUCUGGCAUCAGUACGAGAGGCAAGGAAUGCGGAACGCCGGUUCUGCUUCGAAGUCAUCACGCCACAUUUCAAGCGCGUUUAUCAAGCAACAUCUGAAGAAGAUAUGAAUAGUUGGAUCAUGGCUAUCAAUAAUGCAUUACAGAGCGCUGUUGAAGGUCGCUCUUUUAAGGACAGACCGCCAUCAACAGCCCCCGGCGACUCGAGCUUCAGCGGUAUGGACUUUGGCUCGAUGUUUGUUGGCAAAAGUCCGUCCCUCUCACACGGCAACCAUCACAACUCUGGGGGGAUCCCAACCCGGCGCACGACUGUCGGCGCCCGCCCAGCGACGGCGCGCAGCAGCAGCUUUGAGGAACGGCCAGACAGGCUCCUCCAGCUACUCCGGGACAACGAUCAGGGCAACUCGUGGUGUGCCGACUGCGGUUCGAGCAACAAGGUCGAAUGGGUCUCGCUCAACCUGGCAAUCAUUGUUUGCAUCGAGUGCAGCGGCAUCCACCGGUCCCUCGGGACGCACAUCAGCAAGAUUCGAUCCCUCACCCUCGACACCACCUCGUUCACGCCCGACAUUAUCGAGCUGCUGUUUCUUGUAGGCAACAGGGUGUCCAACAUGGUGUUUGAAGCCAAGCUGGACCCUGCCAUGAAACUCACCGCCCAGGCGACCCGUGAGCAGAGACUCAAGUUCAUCACGUCAAAAUACGUCGACAGGGCGUUUGUCGAGCCCAUUUCCACCACGCUGUCACGCUUCGCCACGGCAGACGAGACGCUCUUGGCUGCGAUCAAGAGGAACGACAUCCAGCAGGUCAUCUACGCCCUUGCCCUCAAGGCUAACCCGAACGUCACGGACAAGUCCCGCGGCACGCACGCGGUGUAUCUGGCGUUGGCGGCGGCUGACCCAGCGCCAAUGUCGCCGCCUGUCACGCCUGGUCCGUCACCGACGGUGGACAAGCUUAUCCCGUUCCCCAUCGCGGAGCUGCUUGUGCAGAACGGGGCCGAAAUUCCGGCGGAGAUGCCCCAGAUUCCGCUGAGCCAUGCUGCGCAGGGGUAUAUUGAGCUGAAGAGGGGGAGGAAGGCGGCGAUUGAGGCUUCCGGGGCAGGAGGGGCAGGAGGGGGGUCGUAUGAUGGGGUUGGUUCCUUGCCGGCGGGGUCGACGUUGAGCCCGGGGGAUAAGCUGCAAAGGGAGAGGGAGGCGAGGCUGCAGAAGAGGGUAAGCGCGGGGGGGAGGUUGGCGAAGAGCCCGAUCCCGGAACGAUAG
Molecule: messenger RNA, 3345 nt
Organism: Podospora anserina S mat+
Lineage: Eukaryota; Fungi; Ascomycota; Sordariomycetes; Sordariales; Podosporaceae
Exons: 5
Coding region: 1-3345 (1114 amino acids)
Biological process (GO): intra-Golgi vesicle-mediated transport
Cellular component (GO): cytoplasm; trans-Golgi network; endosome
Molecular function (GO): protein binding; GTPase activator activity
Source: RefSeq, a predicted model, not a curated record